Messenger RNA from Enhydra lutris kenyoni (northern sea otter), 2093 nucleotides. RefSeq names its product lymphotoxin beta receptor. Bases 176 to 1438 code for a protein of 420 amino acids. The transcript is spliced from 10 exons. Gene Ontology annotation, biological process: positive regulation of canonical NF-kappaB signal transduction; hematopoietic or lymphoid organ development; immune response. Gene Ontology annotation, molecular function: ubiquitin protein ligase binding. The record is from RefSeq and is a predicted model, not a curated record. NCBI's taxonomy places the organism in Eukaryota, Metazoa, Chordata, Mammalia, Carnivora, Mustelidae.
GGAGCCCUGGAGGCCAGGCCAGGGCUGGCCGCACGGCCCUCGGGGGCACGUCAGCCCGAGCCCUGUCCCAGGCCCUGGGCUUGGGAGCUUGCUGCCACCACUGCCCAGGACGUGCAGGCCUCCCACCUUCCUGCCCCGGCCUCUACCCAUCUGGCCGACUGUCCUACUGGCCGCCAUGCGCCUGCCAUGGGCCGCCUCCCCCUGCGGCCUGGCCUGGGGGCCUCUCAUCCUGGGCCUCUGCGGUCUCCUGGCAGCAUCCCAGGCCCGACUGGAGCCCCCAUACCACACAGAGAACCGAACGUGCUGGGACCGGGAAAAGGAGUACUACGAACCCAAGCAUCAGGUCUGCUGCUCCCGCUGCCCCCCAGGCACACACGUCUCCGUGGAAUGCAGCCCCAGCCAGGACACCGUUUGUGUCCAGUGUCCCGAAAAUUCCUACAACGAGCACUGGAACCAUCUCUCCUUCUGCCAGCUGUGCCGCCCCUGUGACCAGAUGCUGGGCUUCGAGGAGACCAUGCCUUGCACCAGCAGACAGAAGACCCAGUGCCGCUGCCAACCAGGAAUGUUCUGCGCGCACUGGGACACGGAGUGUGUACACUGUGAGCCACUCUCCGACUGCCCACCAGGCACUGAGGCCAAGCCGACAGAUGAAGUCGGGGUAGUUAACAGAAACUGUGUGCCCUGUAAGGCAGGCCACUUCCAGAACACCUCCUCCCCCAGGGCCCGCUGCCAGCCCCAUACAAGGUGUGAGGAGCAGGGCCUGGUGGAGGCAGUUCCAGGCACUGCCCGGUCUGACGCCAGCUGCAGAAAUCCCCCAGAGCACACGGAGAUGCCAGGAACUAUGAUGGUGCUGGCCAUCCUGCUGCCACUGGCCUCAUUCCUGCUCCUCACCACCGUCCUGGCCUGCACCUGGAAGAGCCACCCCUCUCUCUGCAGGAAGCUAGGAUCUCUGCUGAAGAGGCGUCCAGAGGGAGAGGAAUCAAAUACCGCUGAUGGAAGCUGGGAGCCUCCAAGGGUCAACCCACAUUUCCCUGACCUGGUAAAGCCACUUCUGCCCUUUGGAGACAUAGCCCCCGCCUCGGCCAGUCUCCCAGCACCCCCAGCUUUGGAGGAAGAGAUGCUACAGCAACAGAGUCCUCUCGGCCAGGCCAGGGAGCUGGAGCCGGAGCUCCCAGAGCAAAGCCAGGUGGCCCAUGGUACCAGCGGCAUUCAUGUCACCGGUGGGUCUGUGACUGUCACCGGCAACAUCUACAUCUACAAUGGGCCGGUCCUGGGGGGAGCACGGGGCCCCGGAGACCCCCCUGCUUCCCCAGAGCCUCCAUAUCCCACCCCUGAAGAGGGUGCCCCUGGCCCUCCUGGACUCUCCACACCCUACCAGGAGGAUGGCAAAGCUUGGCAUCUGGCUGAAACAGAGACACUGGGCUGCCACGCCCUCUAACAGAGCCAAGGACCCAACUUGUCACCCAUGCCUCUUGGUGUCUGGGAAUAGCCAGAAGGGAUGUGCAAGAGCACCUUCUCCCUGAGGCUGCCCUACCCACCCAGGACUGACCGAGGGCCUGGGUCGGGCCCCUAAGAGGCAGACCGUGAGGGGCCAGGCCUCAGACGCACCUCCGAGAGCAGGGCCGGGCACUGGCUGGGUAGGUACCCCCCACAAGACUCUCACCAGCAGCUGAGCGGGCCUGAGACUUCAUUGCAGACCCUCCUGCCCACGGGGCCUGCGACAGCUCAGCUUCCAGCACGGACCGGGCAUGUGAUGCUCACUGCUGCCCACCACGGCACUCGGCAGCCUCCGCACGGCCGAGCAGGAGACCGGCCACAUGGUCACAGACGAGGACAUCCGCGGGACCUCCAGCAGAUUCGUGGUGCUCAUCCCCAAGCUUCAGAGGCCCUUUGAGAGCCCACCCUUCACACGGACUGAAGUAGACCCUGUAGGAAGAUGGGGUUCAUGGAGGACUGCCCCUCCCCUCUCUGCCUGAUGGGAAAGGGAAGGACUGACAACUGGGGGGUUUGGACACAGUUACUGGGUAGAAGGGAGAGUUUGGGAGGGGGAGGAAAAUGGCAAGUGUAUUUAUAAAUUGUAACCACAUGCAAAU